Messenger RNA from Hippocampus comes (tiger tail seahorse), 1789 nucleotides. It is a transcript of the gene aqp4, whose product is annotated as aquaporin 4. Gene Ontology annotation, cellular component: basolateral plasma membrane; plasma membrane. The coding region runs from base 168 to 1133 and encodes 321 amino acids. Lineage: Eukaryota; Metazoa; Chordata; Actinopteri; Syngnathiformes; Syngnathidae. The transcript has 6 exons. Gene Ontology annotation, molecular function: water channel activity. Gene Ontology annotation, biological process: water transport; transmembrane transport. The record is from RefSeq and is a predicted model, not a curated record.
CGAAUUAAAAUAGUCGCUUUCCCUUUAAAAUUGCGUUAUCGCAUCAUUUUUGGGAAUAAAAAACUUUUGAGGGACAAACGAAUUGAAAUAUAUAUAUAUAAUUAGCAUCAACACACCUGCAAGUAGAGCAUAGGAGAGCGCUGCAUUAUUAUAACUCCCGAGAGGUGAUGCCAGGCGUGCAAUCCCAGGGUACCAUUGCCGGAUCACGUUCGAAUGACAGAGCGGCCAUCAGCUCCGCACAACCAGCUGCUGCUAUGAGCAUAAUGACAGGAGUGGAACAUUUAAAGACCAAGGAUUUCUGGAGGGCCGUAGGUGCAGAAUUCCUGGCCAUGCUCCUGUUUGUGUUUCUCGGUGUGGGCUCCACUAUCAAUUGGUCAGCAUUGACCAACAGUUCGAAAAGUACGCCUGACCCCAAGGUCCUCAUUUCGCUGUGCUUUGGCUUAUCCAUUGCCACCUUGGUGCAAUGCUUUGGCCACAUUAGUGGCGGACACAUCAAUCCGGCUGUCACGGCGGCGAUGCUCGUGACCAAGAAAGUGACCAUAGUAAAGGCGCUGUUCUACUUGGUGGCCCAGUUAGUGGGCGCAAUGGCAGGUUCUGGGAUCGUGCGCCUCGUCACACCCUCCACCCUCACGGAUAAUAUGGGCAUCUCUGCGGUGAAUGCAGAGGUGGGGGUGGGAAAGGGCUUACUGGUGGAACUGCUCUUAACGUUCCAGCUGGUCUUCACCAUUUUUGCCACAUGCGACUCCAAACGCACUGACCUCGGCGGAUCAGCUUCCUUGGCCAUUGGGCUGUCCGUAACGAUUGGUCACCUAUUUGGGAUUCCUUACACAGGAGCCAGCAUGAACCCUGCUCGUUCCUUCGGCCCAGCAGUGGUCAUGGCGAAUUUUAAGGAUCACUGGGUUUACUGGCUGGGGCCCAUGCUGGGUGGUGUGCUCGCGGCUCUCCUGUAUGAGUUCCUGUUCUGCCCGGCCUGUGGCAAGCCAAGUCCAGGACAGGUGAUUCCUAAGGACCAAACAGUUAACUACAAAGAGGUGGACAAGGACGGACCAGGCUCCAUGCAGCCGGUCAAAAGGAAGAAGAGGACCGAUCGGAAAGACCCGCCGCCAACGAGAGAAGUGCUGUCCACUGUAUGACGAGCAGAUUCGGAAUGAGAAUGGAGAGUAAGCUACAAGACAGAAUGACAAGAGUUUUUGGCUUUCAUCUUGAGUCCCCCAACCCUACACCUCCCAUGCCUUCAGAUAAUUCAUCCUUGAAUGCGUUUUCAGCCUAAGAGGGUUUGUGCACUGAACAAUUUCGAUGACAAGUUGCCAUAUAGCUUUGCUAGCAGCAGGAAGACACCUGCAGUCCAAGUGGGUGUUUUAUGGUCCAUCAAUUUACGUAGGAUCUUCAUUAGGCAACGGUGAACGAGUCGGGUGGAAAAUUGGGCCUUGUUAUUUUGGGAUUAGUGUCACAUUUACUCCUGGUUAAGCGUAUUACGACACAACUAAUGUACGGUAAGGUGGCCUACUCUUCUCUCUGAUCAGUAGGGUUUACACGAUUCCAAUCUAUUUAAAUAACUUGUUCAUUUACUGUACAGUUGAACCCCGCUAAUCACAGGGAAUUGACCUAAACCUAAACCAGCCUACAAAUAGCCUAUAGUUGAUGCCCAUUGAAAUGCAUUGGAUUAAAAAAAAAAAAGGCAUAAACCCGAAAACAAAUGUCCCCAAAAAGCUGAAAACAUUCAAUACACGGAAAAUGGAGGGACUCGACACUAAAUCUAAAAAAAUUGGUCUUAACAAAGGGUGAAAAA